AUGAAUGGCUUACUAGCGUCUUGCGCCAUCGCCCUCCUCUCCUUGGAUGUUGUCUCUGCCAUGCAGGAUACGACGAAGCGCUUUUAUACAACUAGCGCCGUGAAAAUGGAGAAUGCUAUCACCAUGUUGAAUUACCAAUUUAAGUCUGACACGGCUUUCAUUUUGGUUCCCAAGCUUCCGGCACGAUACUAUUAUGUAAAGGAGCGCAACAACGCGAUUCAGAACUUAGGUAUCAAGACGAGGGUGUCGUUGGGUACAUCGGUGUCGUGCUGCAGCGUCCCAUUCUACAGAUUGUAUAAUUACGGUGCGCGAUCAUUUUUACACCGUGAAUGCAAACGAGAGAAAACCGCGGCCCAGACUGAAGGGUGGGUAUUGCCGGAUGCUAUGUCCUUCCCGUUUGACUGCAGCUUGGUUCUCUCACGGUUCAUCUGGCUUGCUUAUAGGAAGGCAUUUGUCCUGGGAGGACCGGGCUUCCAGAUAGUCAAUUCCUAUCUGGAAACGGCGCUCAAUAAACGAAGAGAGACCUCAGGGUUUGGCUGGGUGCUACAUACUUUUUUAAUAUUCACCCGGGACAAGUCUGGCAGGGACAGUGUUUCGUCUUUUGAACAUACAGACACUCGAGGUAUGAAGGACUGGUCGGCGGUCCCACAAUUCACAAAGUACAUAAACCAGGAUAGGUUUUUCGCGAAAUGUAUCUUAUCGCCUAUCGUCGCCAGCGGUUGGAAGCUCGAAGGGGACGCUGCUCGCAUCUACGACUUCGGAACUCCCGGUACCACCCCGUUUUAUCUCAUGUACUCACCUACCGCCGUCGAUCACUUUUGCACCACCGACGAAGCUCAACGGAACAACUUAAUCAACAGACCUGGGUUCAACGACGACGAUAUCGGUGGGUGCAUUUACCCUUCAACUUCUCAACUCUGCGGUGGCAGCGUUUCGUUCUGGUACCGCAUGUAUCAGCCGACUACUAAUCAGCGUCAUCUUCGUAAAUCCACGUUGACCAAUGUUAUUUCCAGCAGGUGUUUCCGAGCUGUCCUGCAGGCUCUCUGCAAUUAUCACAUUGUCUGGUUUUGUACCAUGGAUUUCCACUGCCCAAAGAGCGCAACAACAAAUGAAGAAAUUCGACAAUCGAAUAUCAAUGUCGAAGAGAUCGAUUAA
This is a messenger RNA of Guyanagaster necrorhizus, 1155 nucleotides long. RefSeq lists its product as uncharacterized. The record is from RefSeq and is a predicted model, not a curated record. Lineage: Eukaryota; Fungi; Basidiomycota; Agaricomycetes; Agaricales; Physalacriaceae. The transcript has 9 exons. Bases 1 to 1155 code for a protein of 384 amino acids.